AUGUUGUUGUCGAAACACACUCCUCCAUCAGCAACAACAACAACCUCACAACAACAACAACCACUCAAACCUACAUUAUUCACUCACAACUCUUCGUUAUUUCCAUCCAUAAUUAUCCCUCGACGAAUGACGAGCACUUUCUCUCCUCUCGUAAUAGUAGUUCUACUAGUUCUACUACUGCUGGUUCCAUCUCCUCUUAUCUUCUUCCAUUCUACCUGCCAGGCUCAAUCUCUAUAUGCUUCCUUUGGUGAUUUUGCUUGUAACUCUUUGAGUAGUAGUAGUAGUAGUAGUAGUAGUAGCAGUAGCACCUCCACUUUGACAUCUUCCACUCCUCAACAACGUUGCAUCUCUUCUUCAAUAGAAUUAACACUCAAUUCCAAUACAAGCACUUGUUCGGAUUCCUUCUCCUAUUACUACAACUCUCAAGGUCAGAAAAUAGAUUUAGGAACCACCUUGAAAGUGGAGGCCAAUCUUCUCAAGGCACGUGCACGACUCUACUUUGUAAAAGAUUCAAAAUUCAUUUACAACAAGUACGAAGUCUUUGUACCAGGAGUGGGAUGUGCAAUGACUCGUGCCAAUUCAGAAUGUGGUUCUUCUGGUUCUUCUGGUUCUUCCGAUACCUUUGUGUUGUGUUGUGUGGGUGGAAAGAGAGGCACUGGAGCGUUUUGUUUGAGGGAAGCAGAGGCUCCAGGUGUGAACAUGCUGAGACGAGCCUAUCAAGUGUAUCGAAUCACACUCGCUACAAGUGUUCUCAUUACGGCUCAAGUGAAAGUCACUCGAAAUGGUAAAACAAGAGAAUUGAUUUUGACUGAAAGUGCAACUUCCUUGUCAUCGUUCGGUAUGGAUGCAUUCAUGACGUAUCAACUCUCAAUGGAACAUCAAGAAUUGGAGAAGAAAUUUAGCAUGUGUAGUAAUAAUUAUGUCAUGUUGAGAUUAAUGCAAGCAGGAGCCUCCUCGCUCAAUAAUCCUCUAACGACAUUGACAGCCGAUGAUCUAUUGCUGGUUGAAAAAUUAUCGAAUUUUAUAACCGAUCAGUAUUCGUAUCAAAUUAAGGCAUCAUGUGAUUCUGAAUAUGGAGAUCAAACCAAGACCCAUGACUAUGUGGAUCAUAUUAAGGAUCAAUUCUAUAACGCUCAAGAGUUGUAUGGAAUUAAAAAUGUUCUUAGGAAUAAGCUGAACAUACCACUCACUGAGACAAUCACAUUUGGAAAUACUGACACGAGUAGUGGAGUCGGUGGAAGUAAUAGUGGUGGAAUUGGUGGAUUGGAUUAUUUGGAAGUGGAUGUCGUGAGUCCAGUGUUAUCAAUUAAUUUAUUGAUAAAAAAUAUAUACGAACUGUAG
This is a messenger RNA of Naegleria fowleri, 1341 nucleotides long. RefSeq lists its product as uncharacterized. The coding region runs from base 1 to 1341 and encodes 446 amino acids. The transcript has a single exon. The record is from RefSeq and is a predicted model, not a curated record. Lineage: Eukaryota; Heterolobosea; Eutetramitea; Acrasida; Naegleriidae.